AUGAAAGCAACGACUUUUUUCGUUCUCCUCAUAAUAUUUAUCAUUCGUGUGUAUUGCAAUUCGGAAUGUCCGUCAACCUUGAUUCCAUUCUAUGAACAAGAUGCGUGUAAUAAAAGUGAGCCGCAAUGCAAAUCGUCAUUUGGCGAAGUAGGACAAUGUGUUGAGGUAUGUGGUAAAGCAAUUUUUCCAACUUUUCUACAUUAAAGCUUAUUUUAUUUUUAGGAAUCCAGAUCGAAUGAAUACGGUCGUUGCUGUCCUGACAAAACUCUUCCACACGUUUUUCAAACCAAUACAAAAUGCGAUGAAUCACUACCCAUUGAUGAUGACUAUGAUUAUACAUUUUGCAAAAAUGGAAAAAUAUACACAAUUGGUCAGAAUCACUUGAAAGUUCCAUAUGGGAAGAACAAGGAUUGCAUUCUCAAUUCAGAUUGUCCCGGUGAAAACAACUAUUGUGUAACAGUCAUAAUUAUACAAUCUCGAAAAUGUUUUAUAAUCGAAUCACCGAAAAAAAAGGAAGAUAGUAACACUAUGAUGAUUAUAAUAAUCGUUGCAGUCGUUGUGAUUUUGAUUGCAGUUAUUGUUGGAUUGGUUGCCACGUUUUUGAUUUGUAAGAAGAAGAAAGGGAAGGGUGGACAGAAGAGCUCGGCUGAAAAUACUAGAGACAGUCAAGCUGAACAGAAGAAUAAAGGAAAAGCGAGUAAGGAAAAGGCUAAAAAAGGAAAGAAGGGAUCGAAUGUAUAG
This is a messenger RNA of Caenorhabditis angaria, 741 nucleotides long. NCBI's taxonomy places the organism in Eukaryota, Metazoa, Nematoda, Chromadorea, Rhabditida, Rhabditidae. The record is from the annotation of a GenBank genome assembly.